Messenger RNA from Leptomonas pyrrhocoris, 2019 nucleotides. RefSeq lists its product as hypothetical. Gene Ontology annotation, cellular component: nucleus. The record is from RefSeq and is a predicted model, not a curated record. NCBI's taxonomy places the organism in Eukaryota, Euglenozoa, Kinetoplastea, Trypanosomatida, Trypanosomatidae. Bases 1 to 2019 code for a protein of 672 amino acids. The transcript has a single exon. Gene Ontology annotation, biological process: regulation of transcription by RNA polymerase II. Gene Ontology annotation, molecular function: transcription cis-regulatory region binding.
AUGGAGUCGUUUCAUGAGGAUGGAGAAGGUGGGCUGCGUACGCAAAGCCCUGUCGCAUCGUUUAUCCUCCCACGCAUUAUUGACAUCCCCAGCGUAACGCAGCAAAACAAAAGCCAGCCCACCGCCAGUGCAGUGAAACAGCAGGCCACGCAACUGGCCGAAACGGCCCUCUCUCAACCGUUUCUCAACCCCGCCCCCGAGCACAACCAAUGCCCGGUCUACCACUACGACGAGGUCACCGGUUUCGUGACCGCGAGCGUGAAUGAGCCACCACCUCUCCUGCCCAAUCAGCCAAACGCGUUCGCGCUCGGGGGUGCGCUGUUUCGCUCCACACCCGCUGCGUUGCACGUCACGCCACCUCCCAACUCGUUGCUCGAGACCAGUGGUCCGUUGCCGAUGUGUAGCUCCUCUCGAUCGGUGCGCACGUCUUCCGCGCCGCCGUACUCGGUGAGCUCCAUCGGCUCCGACUCCGUCUCCUCGCCGGUCGAGGCGGUCGUACCAGGCAUGUGGAACCACGCCCUGAUCGUCUUCGACAAGCUCUUUUGCGUCUGCUUCGUCCCACCGUUGCUGCGGCCGCUGCGCAUAGGCGAACUGGUCUUGUGCGAAUUCGGCUCCAGCGACAACACUGCCACCGUCGUCGCGGACGUCUCGUUUCUCGUCGCCGGUGUGCUGGCCGUGCGCGAGGCGGCGGAGCACGUUUUUGGCUUCAACUCCCCCAAGGCCGCACCCACCGGCGCGACCUACCGAAGCAGCUCGCCGCUUUACCGAGAAAAACUCGCCUGUGGUCUCGCCGCGGAUCACCUGCUCUGUCGCCUGCCUAGCCUCAUACGGCGCGGCACCAACCGGGACAAGAAGCGGGUGUAUUUCUCCCGCCUGCGCAGCAACGACGCGCUGGCAGCGGUGCAGCACGAGCUCCUCAACGUCCCCGUCACCGCGCAGGCCGCCGAGUAUCAAGUGAACUUUUCGUGCGCCACCAUCUACCUCGCUGGCGACCGCGAGCAGUGCGUGCUACCCGCGCAGCACUUCCAGGACAUCGGCGAGGCCCUCUUGGAAAAGCUGCGCUGCGAAACGGUUGAAUUCCGCUUCUGGGGGGAGCGCCACCACGGCGAGCUCGACCUAACCCACACGCUGCUCGGCAACCAGUACAGCGAGGUGCUGUACGAGAAGGUGGUGGAGCAUCUUCGCAGUCAGUCCGGCCGGUCCGCCCUGCGCGCAGCGGCGCAGGCCAACGCGGCAAAACAGCAGCCACAACAAACGCAGCCGCCACCGUCACAGCAAGCAGCGACACUCGCGCUGCAGCAUCCGCAGCAGCUGGCGGCCAAGGCACCGAGCUAUCAGAGCUCACAAGGCUGGUCACAGCCUGCCGCCGUCCCUGCGAUAACCUCUGUGCCCACCAUGACCUUCCUGCAGCAAGCGUCUGGGCCUGCGGCCCCGGCCUCGCUGAGUUACGCGUUGGCGCCGCCGAUCUACGUUACGCAGCAGACGCCACCACAGCAGCGUCAGCAACCGCCUGCGAUUCAGGUGUUGUCGCCGCAGCCGUCGCUCUCGUUUGUGCAAUUGUCCACGUUCCCAACGAUCCAACACGUCAACACCGCGAACGUGACCUACGUGACACGGCAGCCGAGCGCCACCUAUUACGAGAACACACCACAGCAGCAGCAGCAGCAGCAGCAGACGAUGCUGUCAUUGUCGCCAAACCCAGUCUCCGGCUCACCAGUUUAUUACGUCGUGCCCUCCACUACCGCCGUGCAAUGGGAUCGCUCACCGAGCACACCACAGGGGUUGGAGCAAGGGUCGCAGCAUUACCUACAGCAGAUGCAGUCGUCUCAGCCUUCCGCACAAACUCAAAUUGCGCCAGUGCUCUUUCGCACCUCCGACGACGCCGUGAAUCAGCAAACGUUGCCGUCGUCGACUGCAUACGUUCACGCGUCUGCGAUGAACGCGCAGGGCUUCCAAGCCGUUUCCUACCCGCUUGUUUUAUCACCUAGUUGCAUGUCGUUCCAACAGUUUCAGUGUUGA